AUGAGGAUUAGGCGGAGCGUGAAUAUUAGCAACGGCAGUGUCUUUCAUCUGGUGCUCGUCACUAUGGCAGCGCUCGUACGACAGGUCAUUACGGAGGACUGUGGACAGGAGGAGCUGGUACAGUGCACGAGACCCCUGCAGGUCCUGUCUGCCACAUCGGAGCUGUCGUUCGUGACCAAGAAAGAGGAGCUGGAUAAACUUUGCCCCGAUCUUCACAAAGGACUGCACUGUAUACGAAGCUACACCCGACGCUGCAUGAAUAUUCAUCAGCGGGACCACUUCAACAAACUCUACCACGGCACUAAUGAAGUGAUACACGAGCUCUGCGAGGAAGGCCCAUAUCAGGAAGACUUUCUUAGACAUGCACCGUGCAUGCGGCAUGUGAAAAAAGACUACGAGGUGUGUGCGGCCCGGUACCAGAGCACCAUGGCGAAGAUAGGCCAAACGGUCGCCACCACCACCACGACGACGGUCGCAUCCUCCGCCUAUCCGACAAUGGCCACACAUCCGGCCGCCGUACUGAGCAGCGGCGGCGGGCAAUACCACAGCGGUGACAUGAGUCAGCAUCAGCACCAUCACAGACAGCAGCACGAGCAUCCGGCCCGCAGCCAUCCCAACAGCACCAAGUCGAUCGAGGAUGCGGAGGAGGAACGGCUUAAAACGGUUUGCUGUGCCUUCCAGAAGUACAUGCAGUGCUCGGAGUUUACGGUGCGGCAUGCCUGCGGCGACGAGACGGCGCUUUUCACGCGCAAAUUCCUCGACAAGAUGUCCAACACGCUGAUGCGGAUGCACUGCGUCGAUUACACGCCGGAAAGUGGCAAAUGCCGGGAUUACUUCAGCUCAAGCGCCACCCGGUCCGGUUUAGUGUGGUGGAGUUCAUCAAAUAUGGUCACACUCGCCAUCGUGACGGUGCUUGCGGUUGCAAAUGCGCGGAUGCUACAACCGUACCCGGGCGAAUGGCUGGGAACGUUUAUUUAA
This is a messenger RNA of Anopheles marshallii, 978 nucleotides long. RefSeq lists its product as uncharacterized. The record is from RefSeq and is a predicted model, not a curated record. Bases 1 to 978 code for a protein of 325 amino acids. The transcript has 6 exons. Lineage: Eukaryota; Metazoa; Arthropoda; Insecta; Diptera; Culicidae.